AUUACAAUUAAAAACAAUGGCAUUUUCCCCUUCGUCUCUACCAAAUAAGUUGAUACUGAUCAUAUUUUUCAUGUCCUUGUAUGAUUGUGAAUUAGCUGCUGCAACAACAACGACGACGACGACGGGCUCUUUCUGCAACAGAACAUGCGGGGAAAUAGAAAUUCCUUACCCGUUUGGCACCACCGAAGAAUGCUAUUUAGCUAACGACACCUACCGUGGCCAAAACUUCCUUGUGACAUGUAAGGACGAUGGCAAAUUGUAUUGGGCGACAAAAAAUGUAACAAACACAACAAUCCAGAUCAGCCAAAUCAAUGUUUCUGCUGCUCACAUUAAAAUUUUAUUGAGAUACAUUGGAGAAGACUGUUAUAAUGAGUUUGGGCAAAGUCAAUCCGUGCGAAAACAAGGACAAUUAACCACGGGUUCAUUCGUCGUGUCAACUACCCAAAACAAGUUCACGGUUUUGGGAUGCGAUACUUAUGGUCAAAUGACGAACCAACAAAACAACAUGACGUUUUUCACCGCUUGCACUUCUUACUGUGCGAGCCUCACCGACGUUCAAGACGGAAAGUGUGACGGUUUAGGUUGUUGUCAAGUACCGAUUCCUCAAAAUACGCAUUCUUUGAACAGCAAUGCUUUUAGUUAUUACAAUCAUUCCAAGGUGUUCGGCUUUAAUCCUUGUGGUUAUGCUUUUAUUGCGGAUACAAGUGUCUACAAUUUCUCUACAAAACAUCUCAAUCAAAUGCCGUCUGAGGAGGAGCGACCAGUUGUGCUUGAAUGGGCUAUAAGUAAUAAGACUUGCGAUGAGGCGGCUAAAGAUAGUCAAACAUUUGCUUGCAAUGGUCAAAACAAUGCAUGUUUGGACGUUCAAAACGGGGAAGGUUACAGAUGCAAAUGUCUUGAUGGAUAUGAAGGGAAUCCCUAUCUUUUUGAUGGUUGUAAAGGUACUAACUAAUUAAUUAUACCCACAAAACUUUUGAUUAAUUUACUUUUGGACGAUUCUUCCUUAUAACUUUCUUGUUACGUUGCAGAUAUUAACGAAUGCAAUGACCCAAUCCUUAAUGAAUGUGUGAAAAUCUGUAAGGAUAAAGAGGGGGGUUACGAGUGUUUAUGUCCUUGGGGAUAUCAUGGCAAUGGAAAAAAAGGUGGGACUGGAUGUUCAAGGGCUUUACCACUUGUGGCUAUAAUUGUUCUAAGUAAGUUUUGUUUAACAUUUUGAAAACAAUGUUUGUUUGAAAAUUGAACUUAUUCAGACAUAUUUGAAUUUCAUAUAGGUACUGCUAUAGGCAUAACAUCUU
This is a messenger RNA of Impatiens glandulifera, 1295 nucleotides long. Its product is annotated as wall-associated receptor kinase 2-like. Gene Ontology annotation, molecular function: polysaccharide binding; protein serine/threonine kinase activity. NCBI's taxonomy places the organism in Eukaryota, Viridiplantae, Streptophyta, Magnoliopsida, Ericales, Balsaminaceae. Gene Ontology annotation, cellular component: membrane. The transcript has a single exon. The coding region runs from base 17 to 952 and encodes 311 amino acids. The record is from RefSeq and is a predicted model, not a curated record.